Molecule: messenger RNA, 4802 nt
Organism: Vespa velutina
Lineage: Eukaryota; Metazoa; Arthropoda; Insecta; Hymenoptera; Vespidae
Gene: nAChRbeta1
Product: acetylcholine receptor subunit beta-like 1
Exons: 6
Coding region: 463-2055 (530 amino acids)
Biological process (GO): regulation of membrane potential; nervous system process; chemical synaptic transmission
Cellular component (GO): postsynaptic membrane; synapse; neuron projection
Molecular function (GO): acetylcholine-gated monoatomic cation-selective channel activity; transmembrane signaling receptor activity
Source: RefSeq, a predicted model, not a curated record
UCGUAGGGAGAGGCCAGUCCAAGCUACGAACGUUCAUCUCUCUUCUGCACGCGAGUCUUUUGAUGAGUGCGUUAUACGCGAUCAACGCAUCUUUCUCUUUUCCUUUUCUUUUCUCUUUUCUUCUUGUUCUUCUUCUUCUUUCUCUUUCCUUUUUUAUUUUACUUCUUUUUAUAAAUUUAUUUCUAGUUCCACCUUUUCCGAUAUUUCUUCCUCUCUUACCACCACCAUUACCACCACCACGACCAUCAUCUCCCCCGUAUUGUCAAGUUCGUGAAGAUCGUAUUGGUAGAAAUUCAAUGAUCAUUCGAACGAGAUUUUUUCGAGAUGCUUGAAUGUCGACAGAGACGGCAAGAAAGGAAAUGCACUUAUUGGCUAGCGUCUGCGCUCUCAUAUUGAUCUGCAGCCCGGUCUGACAUCGAGCGCACGAGUAUACGGGUGGGACCUCGACAACGCCUUCCAAAAAUGUAUAUUUUUUUGAGCUUUGCACGAUUCAUUCUUAUAUCGUCGAUACUCUGCAUCGGUCUCUGCUCUGAAGAUGAGGAGAGGUUGGUGCGAGAUCUCUUUAGAGGCUACAACAAAUUGAUCAGACCGGUGCAAAAUAUGACAGAGAAGGUGCACGUCAAAUUUGGACUCGCCUUCGUUCAGCUUAUCAACGUGGAAUUUCUUUUCUUUAAAGGAUCAAAACUGAAUGAGAAAAAUCAGAUCAUGAAAUCGAACGUAUGGUUGAGAUUCGUAUGGAUGGAUUAUCAAUUGCAAUGGGAUGAAGCGGAUUAUGGUGGCAUUGGAGUGCUCAGGUUACCGCCCGAUAAAGUAUGGAAGCCGGAUAUAGUAUUGUUCAACAAUGCCGAUGGUAAUUACGAGGUACGUUACAAAAGUAACGUUUUGAUCUAUCCGAAUGGCGAAGUACUUUGGGUACCACCAGCGAUCUACCAAAGUUCUUGCACGAUUGACGUCACCUACUUUCCGUUUGAUCAACAAACAUGUAUUAUGAAGUUUGGUUCGUGGACAUUCAAUGGCGAUCAGGUAUCCUUAGCCCUUUACAACGACAAAAGCUUUGUCGAUCUCUCAGAUUACUGGAAAAGUGGUACCUGGGAUAUAAUCAGUGUACCAGCUUACUUGAAUACCUACCAGGGCGAGUUACCAACCGAAACGGAUAUUACGUUCUACAUUAUAAUACGACGAAAGACGCUCUUUUAUACGGUGAAUUUGAUCUUGCCUACAGUUCUGAUUUCCUUCCUUUGCGUCUUGGUCUUUUAUUUACCCGCGGAAGCUGGUGAAAAGGUGACACUCGGUAUAAGUAUUCUCCUAUCAUUAGUUGUGUUUCUUUUGCUGGUUAGCAAAAUUCUACCACCUACGUCUCUCGUAUUACCGUUGAUAGCCAAGUAUCUUCUCUUUACUUUCAUCAUGAAUACCGUUAGUAUCCUGGUAACCGUGAUCAUUAUAAAUUGGAAUUUCCGUGGGCCACGUACUCACAGGAUGCCGCAAAUGAUACGAAAAGUCUUUCUGAAGUAUCUACCAAAGUUUCUUUUAAUGCGACGACCAAAGAAGACGCGUCUCAGAUGGAUGAUGGAGAAUCCAAGCGUAACUCUGCCAGCUUCGACUUAUUCCGGUAGUCCUACGGAACUGCCAAAACAUCUGCCAUCCUCUUUGGCAAAGAGUAAGAUGGAAGUAAUGGAGUUAUCCGAUUUGCAUCAUCCAAAUUGUAAGAUCAAUCGUAAGGUUCAUCAUACGACCAGUGGCUCGAGCGCAGCAGGUGCCGGUGAGGCUCUUGGCGAUAGAAGGGGAUCAGAAAGUUCAGAUUCUGUUCUUCUAAGUCCUGAAGCAAGCAAAGCUACUGAGGCAGUCGAAUUCAUUGCUGAGCAUCUUAGAAACGAAGAUCUGUAUAUACAGACAAGGGAAGAUUGGAAAUACGUUGCGAUGGUGAUCGAUCGAUUACAGCUUUACACCUUCUUCAUAGUCACCACAGCUGGUACUAUAGGGAUUCUAAUGGAUGCACCCCAUAUUUUCGAGUAUGUGGACCAGGAUCAUAUCAUAGAGAUUUAUCGCGGCAAAUAAUCGCUUUAUCCAUUCUGUCGUAUAUUAUUCUUCGCCAAGUUUCGACGGUCAUCAACGACGAAGAAAAUUCUUUUUUACUAUCAAAUGCGUAUUCGUUCGCUAAAAUAUUCCGUCAAAUAUUUCUGGAACGUAUGCGAAAAUGCGAAAUAAUCAUUUAACGGGUGUUCGCCUAAUUCUCGUAUGAACGAUGACAUACGAACUCACGAUGUUACCGUUACGUUGAAACUAUAAAACGAACAUUCGUAUUGUUUGUAAGGAGGUCCAAGAAAUUUAAUCGAGAGCGCUUUCUUGCAUUUUUCUUUGCGAAUAAACAAAAUUACGAAGCCCGUGUAACUGCCCUAAGAAGUCUUAUUAAACAAAAUGGCAUUAUAUAUAUAUACGGCGAUUUUUUUAUCAUACGAUCGCUUCAUUUCUUUAUUUUGAUUAUUUUAACGGUAAUACAAAGAUAUAUGUGAUAGAGACUUAAGAAUCUGUUUUUAUUUCUUCUUUUUUUUAACGUUUCUAAAAGUUUAAGCGAAAAUCCAUUAAUAAUUUCUUAAAUAUUCGUUGAUCAUGAAUCGAGAGCAAAAAUACAGAAUGUUGAUCACAAAGAAAGACAAUUUUCAACGAAAAUAGAAAAAUAUCGUUAGAGCUAUCGUAGUUGCCUCUACCGUUAUCGUCUUCCCUAAACGUUACUGAUCUAUCACACGUUUCGUCCCGCGAACUUGAGGAAUCGAAUCAGAAGUAAAAACAAACGGCAUUUGUUAAUGUUUGUCUUCUGUCUUUCUCGAUUGCAUCUGUUUUCGUCAUUAAGAGAACAUCACGAAACAAAAAUGCAUUGGUGGCUCGUCGUCAAAAUAUAAUUUUGAAAAUAUAUAUUACAAUAAGAGUAUAAUAUGUAAUAUCUAACGAUAAAAUGAUAUACUUUCUCUGUCGUUGAACCAAACACGUCUAAAUAAUUUGCGCUUGAAUUUUAUUGCGUUAAUUUCAUCAUUAUAAGAAAGAAUGAGCGAAACUAUAAAACGAUAUUUAAUUAAUUUCGACUCAUACGUAUAUCGUAAUGAUGAAAUCGUAUCUAAACAAAAUGAAACAUAACUUUUGUCAAAGAGACGAGCCAAGAAAGACGAAUGUUUUUGAAGUAUUAAUGUUCAGUGAUUUAUUGAUAGAAAUAGAAAGAAAAAUAUAAAUGGUGGACGUGAAGAGAUCGAUUAUAUUAUUCGUCGAUAAUGGGAUUCUGUGCUGAUCGAGACAGAUCAUACUAAAUAGCUUUAUAAACGCACACAUUAGAAGCACAAUGUCACGGCCCUGCGUACUUUUAUUCGUUGUUAGAAUAUCGUACGUAUUCGUACAGGCAUCUACUACUCGUACAUAUAAACCGUAAUAAUUGCAUCCAUAUUGUACAGAAGAUUGUUAAACGGUCAUGUUUUCUCUAAUAGAAUGUUCGUCCCUCGUAAAGAAAGAAAGAAAUAAAGAAAAAUGAAAAAAGAAGAAAAUAAAGAAGAAGAAGAAGAAGAAGAAGAAUGAAUGAAUGAAUGAAAAAGGAGAAGAAGAAGAAGAAGAAAAAGAAAUAUUCAAGUCGUUAAUUUUAUCGGAUACGUUAUUGCCUCUCUGGUGCCUCGAGAUUUAUCCCAUCGUUAUCGAUAUAGGAAAAGAAGAGAUGAGAAAUAAGUAAAACCGUUUGUAAAUAUAUAGAGAGUGCUUCGUUUGAUUCGCAGAAACGAUAAUUAUUAGCGAUUGUGAUCGUUAAUUUUAUGCUUAUCAAUCAUUAACGAGCUAAUCCUCGUAAUUCCAUUGUAAAUGCCAUUCCGUUUCUAUUGUCGAUCAAUCAGAGCUAUAAUGAAAUAAUUUUUCGGCAUGUGAUUAUUUCAUCUGAAAUAAUUCAUAUAUAUAUAUAUAUAUAUAUAUAUAUAUAUAUAUAUAUAUAUAUAUCAUACUACGGAUUGAAGUCGUUUAAAAAUCUUCGGAAGUUAUCGAAAAUCUUCCCUACCUACAAUUAGCGUGUAUCGCGUCGACGCUCUAACGAUCGAAUAGCUUGUAAAGCUCUUUUUCUUUUAUAAGUAUUUCGAUGUCUCGAGUAAAAUCAUGUUUACCUUACCUAUAUCGUAUAGGAUCCGAAAAGAGCUUGAUUGAAAAUAAUUAAUCGUUAGAGCGUCGACUCCUCUUGGAUAGUGUGCCAUGCGUCUUCCUCAAAGAAAUACAAUAAUUAGGAUGUAGACAUCAGAUAUAUAAGCUGACUAGGGUUUGUGCUACCUGCCGAUUUUUGAUUCAUUUUUUGAUUUUACUCUAUGUGCAUUCAUAAUGCGUUUUUUAUAAAUCAAUCGAGACCAGUUUUUGCCGACGAUGUAUGAGUAUGAAAAAAAAAAAAAUGUGGCAGUAGGAUAACGGUGAUAUAUGUUAUUAUCAAAGGAAGUACCUCAUUCGGUUAAAUUAAAUAUGUUAAUAUUAUUGAAAAUUCGACGAACACUGGCACAAUUCCUAGUGGUUUAAACGUGUUUGUUGUUAGGUAAAUAAUAAAAUGAAAGGCAAAGUAUGAAGGCGUGCUCUGUUUGUAAUAAGACGAGCCAGACUUAUACAUGCGCAAAACUGAAUUUCUUUUAUCUAAUAGAGAAAAAGAUGAUCGUAUUAUCGAAUGUAUAUUAAUUUACGUUAUGUGUAAGCGAGAAAACUGUUAAGCCGAAGAUUUGUACUUUAUUAUGCAUGAUGUAUAUUAUGCCCGUACAUAAAAUUAAUUUGUUAGUUAAUAAAGAUGUUAUUCGAUUAAGGAAUCA